AUGGAAGGCGUAGCCUUGUCAAAUUUUGGGCUGAUGGUUCCUGGGGGAACAUCUCCUGGACAACACAUCUUCACAAUGACUACAGAAGAAUUAGCCCUCACCUGGGAUGACCAUCACAACACACUUGUGGGUGUGUUCAGAAAGCUACUGGAGACUAGCACUUUAGUGGAUUGUACCAUUGCAGCUGAAGGGCGAUAUUUGAGGGCACACAAAAUUAUUCUGUCUGCUUGCAGUCCAUAUUUUGAGAUGUUGUUCUCUCAAGAGAAUGAAAAGAAUCCAAUAGUGGUUCUUAAAGAUAUAAAAUUCCAAGAAUUACAAGCAAUGAUUGACUUUAUAUAUUCUGGCAAAGUUAAAGUACCUGAAGAUCGUCUAGGAGAUUUUGUAGAUGCAGCAGAAUCUCUUCAAAUUAAAGGUUUAGGAGGUGAUAAUUAUCAAAGGAAUAAUUUGGGAAAGGAGAGACUUGGUCACCCCUUAACCAGAAAGGAUGACGGUGUUUCCCCAGUCCCUCACAAACGCAGCAGACAAAGUUUUUUGAGUGCUAGUGAAGAAAGCGUAGGUGAGAUAUCAUCAGCAACGAAUAUCAGUGAAAAUAAGAACAAUGAAAAUGUGUCCCAUCAAAUGCAAGUAGAUAUACUAGAUGCUGAGCAGAAUUCGUGUAUAGCAAGCGCCACGCGCUGUUCAGCUGCUUUUUCCACCAGUGUGCUUAGUGCUCAGAUAACCUCGUCAUCGUUAGAAUCCGUGCUUCCACUCUCUGAAACUGUUGUUGUCAAAACAGAACCUGAGCCAAUCGCGGAAGUUUAUCUGCCAGACUUCAAACCAAAGGAAGAAGAGGGUGCCGAGGACAUUUUGGGAUUAGACAGCGGGGGUGAUGUCACCGAAAGCAUUGUGGAUGUCAACAGUCAACACUCUACUAAUCAGUACUCUGGGAGACAUUUCUGCUACCACUCUGCAAAGUGUCGAGCAGUUUGUGUGGCUUGGUGAAAUAGAAGCAUAAUUGUUGGAUACAUCUGUUUAUUACUUUAAGAGAUCAGAUUGAAGUAGCAAGUUUCUGUUAGAUACAACUCUCGAUGAUGAUACUGGCACUAUUGCCAUUGACUGUAGAAUACCAUUUUGUUUUGCUCUGUCAGCUCUGCCUUGCCACUUGCUGCUAGCAAUGUCUUCAAGCAAAGCGUAGCUAGACUAGCUCCUUGCAGUGUCUUCAGUGUGAUCUUCAGUCAGUUUGUGAUUUAUUUAUUUGGCAAAUACAUUUGGCUUAAAAUAUUUUUGCAAUGGGCCUCCUUGAAAGAAACUUGUUCCAAUUUUACUCAUCGUUAGUGUUGCAGGGUAUUUCUGGGGAAGUUUCAGCAGUCGUUUUCUAGCCAAGAACCAGCAACAUUUUUUCCAUGUCCAUAAUGCAAAAUGAAACUUCUUUUUUGAACAAUUUUCCAAGAAACUUUAUAUAAUUGCAAUUACUACUAAAAUUUGUGAGGAAGGACUGAGAAAUGCUUGCAGGCUUCGUUGUGAAAUCCUGGUUUAUGCCUGUGGAGAUGUUAUUGGUUUUUGUGUGAUUAUUGUGUUGCUCUAGUGCAUAUGUGAUGAACAUAACCUUUUUGUAUCUUAACUGACUGAUAGUUUCUUUAUGCAAUAAACGAUUUUGGAAAUGUUACAGAAUAGGGAACGAAGGUUUGCCCUUAUUGCUUGAGUGCUGCCCUUGUAGCAAACAAGAUUUUUUUGGCCCAUUUCUCUGUCGUCAUUUGGUUGUUGAUUUGAAGAAGUUUGUUUGUUUUCAUCAAUGCCAUGUAUCAAGAUGUUUUUUGAUCGUUGUUCUCUAUCAAUGUAUUCAGAAUAAAAUGAUUCCAAUGAAUCAGCGUUUAUAUGAGAAAUAGUUCCAGUUGAAUUGAGUGAUACUUUGAUUUCAUUAUGUUCUGUCUUUAGUAUAUUAUUUUCUCUCAUAAUAUCCAUGACUAUUUUAGUAAGACUCAACAAUGAUAUUUUGAUGUCUAUUUCAUCAUUGAUGUCUGAACAUUUGUCACAGUAAUAUUGCAUAAGCC
This is a messenger RNA of Gryllus bimaculatus (two-spotted cricket), 2030 nucleotides long. NCBI's taxonomy places the organism in Eukaryota, Metazoa, Arthropoda, Insecta, Orthoptera, Gryllidae. The record is from the annotation of a GenBank genome assembly.